AUGGACAAGACACUCAAGAGUCACGGCCCCAAGUCGCUGGUCUACGUCAGCUUCGGAUCCGCUUGGUUCCCAUUCGCCAGACCCGAGAUCGUCCACUACCUCGUCGACACCCUUAUUUCCACCUCUACCCCCUUCCUUUUCGCCUACGCCACCGAGCUUUUCCCCGUCUCGGCGGACAUGAUCGCCAAAGUUUCAAGCUCCGAGUUCGGGAUGGCCGUCCAGAUCGCCCCUCAGGUCCAGGUCCUCAAUCAUCCCGCUUGCCUCGCUUUCGUCUCUCACUGCGGAGCCAAUUCCACCGCGGAGGCUAUUCUCGCGGGAAUUCCUAUUGCAGGUAUUCCCUUCGCGGCCGACCAGGGAGAGUGUAUCGAGAUCCUGAAGAAAUACAAGGCCGGAGUCGACAUCAAGCAAGCUAAAUGCUUCUUCGGCCAAGGCGAAAAGCCCAAGGUGCUUUACGACGGCACAGAGCUCAUCGGUACGGAAGAGGCCAUCAAGGCGGAGCUUGUGGAGCUUUGGACACAGAUGAAGGGAGACCUGGGGAAGGAGCUGGCGGCGGGUAUGGCGGAACUCAGGCAGCUCUGCGACAAGAGCUGCCACGAGGGUGGGGGCAGCCGGCAGGGGAUGCUGGACCUGGCCAAAUAUUGGUAG
Dioszegia hungarica is the source of this 645-nucleotide messenger RNA. RefSeq lists its product as uncharacterized. The record is from RefSeq and is a predicted model, not a curated record. Gene Ontology annotation, molecular function: UDP-glycosyltransferase activity. Lineage: Eukaryota; Fungi; Basidiomycota; Tremellomycetes; Tremellales; Bulleribasidiaceae. The transcript is spliced from 3 exons. Bases 1 to 645 code for a protein of 214 amino acids.